Drepanopeziza brunnea f. sp. 'multigermtubi' MB_m1 is the source of this 1572-nucleotide messenger RNA. RefSeq lists its product as uncharacterized. Gene Ontology annotation, molecular function: protein heterodimerization activity; chromatin binding. Gene Ontology annotation, biological process: resolution of meiotic recombination intermediates; replication fork processing. Gene Ontology annotation, cellular component: FANCM-MHF complex. The record is from RefSeq and is a predicted model, not a curated record. NCBI's taxonomy places the organism in Eukaryota, Fungi, Ascomycota, Leotiomycetes, Helotiales, Drepanopezizaceae.
AUGUCACCCAUGAAGGAAAGCAACGAGAAACAGGCCCAGAAACCUGCCGUGAACCAGAUCAUCGAAGGCAGCACCUCGGGACAACCACGCGCUCUCAACCAUCUAUCCACUAUUCCCAUACCAACAACGCCUUUGCGCCGCGCAUCCAGUGCCGGACCUCCCUCCACACACAGUUAUGUACGCCGAGCAUCGGGUGCCCGACUUGGAUCCGCGAAGAGACCUGUUGCUGUAACGCCGCAUGGGAGGGCUGCGCGACGAGAAUUGGAGCUACGCAGAGGGCUGACGCCAGGAAAAGACAGGAGGAGAAGCGGCUUACAGCAGAGAGAGACCCCGAGGGACGUACUGAGGCAAUUGAGUAGGAUUCUGGCGCCGAAGACUUUGCCAACUGUACCGACGCCGCAGGCUCGAAAUAAUGCUGGAUCCAGGCGACUUGCCGAGGAGGAGGAUCCUGAUGAUGAGAACGCAUUACCGAGGCCAAGGUUCUCGCUACCCGGAUUCGAGGAGGAUGAGGACGAAGAUGAUAGUCUGUUGCUGCCACCUCACUCUGCUGGAUUGGAGGACGAAAACCUUACUAUACAGUCGGUGGAGAGGGCUCGGAGGGCGAUCAGUGAACAACCACCACGACUAUCCAGAGGCAGCUUUGGAAGUGUUCGGCUGAGUGAUGUGUUUGCAGAUCUGAACGAAUCAGGGCUUGGACGAGAUGAUUACGAUUCCAGCUAUUUGGCCGAGCGUACCUUUGGAGAUCUGGAUUUUCCAGUAGGCGAAGAUGGGGUACUGGAUGGUGAGAAUACUGAUACCAUACGAGGUCUGGACAGAGCACGAUUCUCCUUGGCAGGAGGUAGAGAAAGUGACAUACGACCCGAUAUACUACCUGGAGACGACACAGAGACGACGUUUGCGUUUAAUGUACCACCAAAAGGUGCUUCUGAGGAACCAAUGGGGAAACGACUUGUCGAGGAUGUUGUAGAACAUUUGUUGAAGGACCCGGAAGUGUCAGGAGACGAGGAGCCUGUAGAAGAACUCGAGGAUGAGCUUGAAGUAGAAGGGCUGGAUGGUGUCGAAGCCGGACACGGAGACGAAAGCAGACUUGAUGUUACAGGGACUGAUCUCAGCAUGGCAGACACAACGAUGCAAGAAGCCGAAUCUGCUGCGUUAGUCCCCAAGGCCGGAAAGAAAAAAAAAGUUAAGCUGUCUAAACAUGGCCUUGAAUAUCCAUCUCUGCCCGCAGGCGUUGUCAAGAAGCUAGCAACAAAAUUUGCACGAACCUCUGGCAAUAGCAAGGCCAAAAUUAACAAGGAGACUCUGGAAGCUAUCAUGCAAGCAUCGGACUGGUUCUUCGAGCAGGUUAGCGAUGACUUGGGGGCUUACGCAACACAUGCUGGCAGGAAGACUAUCGAUGAGAGUGAUAUGGUCACACUCAUGGCUCGCCAACGCCAGACCAAUUCAACCACAACGCCGUUCUCUCUAGCCCAGAGAUACCUGCCCCGAGAACUCCUCCAAGAAUUGCGUAUGGUGCCACCUCCGAAACUGAAGAAAGGGCGGCAGUUGAAUAGAAUCGAGGAAGAAGAAUGA